This is a messenger RNA of Oikopleura dioica, 7512 nucleotides long. The record is from the annotation of a GenBank genome assembly. NCBI's taxonomy places the organism in Eukaryota, Metazoa, Chordata, Appendicularia, Copelata, Oikopleuridae.
AUGAAUUCCUUCUCUUUCGGCGAUGGACCGCCAUCACCCAGUCGACGAAACGAUAAAAAGCGUAACCGAGAGGAGGAUGGGCCUAGUGGAGACACUCCCCGGCCCCGUGGCACGUCGGACUUUAACCGUCGAAGAUCCAACGGAAAUGGUCGCUACUUCAACCCCCGCAACCGACAAAGUUUCGGUCAGCGAAAGCAAAACAAAGGGAAUAACGGCGGAAACAACAGCGGCCCGUCGGGGCAAGCGAAUAAACCGCCCAGAAAGCUAUUCCAAGGGCUUAACGUCCUAACUACAGAAAUUGGAGAUACCCAACAAAUGAUUGACCAUCGGUGCGACCUUGCGCGCCAGUCAGCUGUUCACCUUGCUGAUCUGGAUCUCAAUGCUCAUUCGGAUAUCGUUAUGAACUACGACCUCUUCGACGAGAAACGUGGCUUUUUGAAAAAGGAGGAUGGCUUCGACUAUCUCCAAUCAAGCGCAUCGGAACUCACUGACUGCGGUUACACGUCUAAUAACCACGUUGUACACCGUAACGCCCCGUUCGUAUCAGCAAACCACUACGAGGACAUCCUCAGCACUGCCCUCCCUGUUUACAACAACCUUGUGCUCAGCUUCAGUUGGGUGCCAGAAGACUGGAAGGGUGACAAAUAUCAGUUUCACCUGUUCACUCGUGUCACUGUCCAAAUCAUGGAAGAAACACUCACAAAGUUGCACAUCAGCUGGGAUGAGAUCCGAUCCUUAAUCGUCGUUAAUAACAACGGUGAAAUAAUCCAGCCCACGUCCGAUAAUCUCACUCGCAAUAACAGAGCCACAGUGAAAGGAAUUCGCUUUCGUAGCCUUUUCCCAACGCUAAAGUUCAUUAUCCUAGCCAAUGGGGCUCUCUCGCCGGUUGACCCAUUUCAUCAUGCCUAUCAGAUCCCACGCUGGGCAAUGCUUUUCACCUUCACUGAACGCCUGAGCGGAGGAAGAGGCUUCACCGUCGUCCCAAACAACGGAGUCAAGAUUCUGUCCGUACUUCGUGCAGUUCUUGAGAGAUGGUUCCACUAUGUGCUGAAUUACCCGGGAUCGUUUACCUUUCAUCAAAAGUCAAACGUCCUUAACGUUCUCCCCAUUGCAGCAAUCUUCAACACUACCAUCAGCAGUAUGAAUGUUGAGACCCUCUCUCCGAAUGCGGCUGAAUUUGACGAAUGGAUCUCCCGCCUAGAUCCGCUCAUCUUCGACAAAAGAUUUCACACGAUGUCCAGGACCAUCCCGCGAUUUUAUCAUGACAUCAGCAGAGCGAUCAUUGUGCUCCAAGAAUAUUUCAAAGCAGGUACUCGCUCCCACUGGUUCUCCAUGACAUCAGUAGAGCUCUUCAUCUCAAAACUGGAACUACAGCGAUCCUCCGCCAAUCUAGCUGACACCAAGCUAACCGUCAAGAUGCUUCAGGACCCAGAUGUAAUGACCUCCAAGGCCGAACUCGCUAAACGUACAAACCAUCUGGCCAAUGACCUCUCUAGGUCAAAGGAUGAUGGUCGAAUUACAUCCUCCGUGGACCACAUUGUUAGAAAUACUACCAUGGGCAAGACAGUCGCGGAAGCCGAGUCCCAGCUCAUCAAAGCUCAUGAAGAACGAUGCCGUGCUGCCUCGGCCAUUCAGAACGUUGCUCUUUAUACACACUCAACCAACCGCAUCCAGAACCACCAGAUAAUUGAGAUCAGAAAAGAACUGGUUGCGUCUGCUACUACUCCUGAAGAAAGAGAAAGGAGGCAGCGUGCUCUCGACAAAGACCUGGCCUUUAAUCUGCAUCACGACAGGCACUUUAAUACUGACGGUACGCUUUUUGGCUCUCUCACCAUCUUGAAGGACAAAAACUCGGCUCCUGCUGUGGUCAGCCUCAAAGACGAUUCCAAAGUCUCUCUUACUGGCUACAUGUCCGAUACUCCAAAUGAUCAACUUGCUCGCCUGCACGAAGCGGCCUUCCACAAGAAGGAACUCUCCACCUCGCAUUACUACUACAAAGCUGGCUUGCCUGAGGGUAGUCGUUCGUUGCAAGUAAACACUAAUCCCUUCACCGCCGUCCAAAACGAGGUGCCGAGCGAGAUAUCCUUCCAAAACGCUUCUCCCUUGGACAACUCAAUCACGGAAGCUGAAAUGCCCUCAAAUGAGAACAUUCGUCAGGAUGAUGAUCGUUCUUCAACUUACUCCUCCGAUCUUCAAGCCGAGGAACUCACUCAGCGCCUCAAUGAGUCCAAGGUAAAGACCACUAAACACUUUCUCUUCCAAAAGACGCUGUUGGAUCACAACAUUGCGAUUGAACAGUUCAGCGAUGAUGAAAGAAGUGAGGUAUCGGCCAUUAUUCAAUCCGUCCAGCCUCCAGCUCCUGAAAAUCAAGCUGAAAUCUCUGCCCCGACAAUUGUACAAGUGAAAACCAUUGACCCCCAAAAGGGCCAAGUCGAUCACGAGCUAACUGAUCAAUUUGCGACAGGGACAGAUGCGAAAUGGAACGCCAUCAGCAAGAUUGAGGAGCAAAACAGCUGGAUUAACACUGUAGAAACAUUUGACAACUCUGAGGAUUUCAUAUUGAAGAAGAAGCCUGUUGUAUUCUCCUCGGUGGAAAUGUUCAACAACGUCAAGGAUAAGGCCAGUGUCCGAACCCUGAAGAUCGAAAAUGCAAUCAGCAGAUUCACUGGAAUCAGCAACAAGAAAGAACUCGGAGUUCUUGUUAGAACAUGGCACUCAAAUAUAUAUGAGCUCAGGGGCAUCCUCGUUAACAACCUCCGUGAUACAAUCAACACGGACGAUAAACGCAAAAUUGAGAGUAUGGAGCUUGAUGAUGCUGCAUCUCUUGAAAAUUGGAACAACUUUCUAGCGGGAGUCAGAGUAUAUCGCCUGGCUAUGUAUGACCCCGAAUCCCUCAUUUCGAUGCUCUUCUGCAAUGCUGACACGCUCAUGUCAUAUGUUCCAAUUCCUCCGUCCAAAAUAAUCUACAAUUGGGUCAAACUUAUGAUAAUGGACAACAAAAAGGACAAUGGUCCAAAGACGCCUCAAAACAUCCUUCUUUCGCAACUGGUGGCGCUCGGCCUGCUCGUCACCAGCAGAAAAUCGCACGUAGCGGUUUACAAGCGGGAUGAUCUACCUGGACAGCAUCUCUUAACGAGCAAACCCAUCUACGCCAGGAUCCUAAAGGUCAGUCCUGCCCUGGUUUCAAGGCGCUUCAAUAUGCAAGAACUUAACUUCACUAUUUUUGACUGUCCAAAGCUGGCUGAAGAAAAGCCAGGCUUCAAAGCUUUUCUUAACGAAGUUACUAGCAAAUUGCUUGCUAAUACUCUGCUUUGCGGCUUUCUCUGCUGGCUUCGGGACCGCAAUUUCAUCUCAUCUUGUUCUUAUAGGGGCCUUCUAACGCUUAAUGACUCUGAAGAUGACGAUGAUGACGACUCUUCCUCCGGCCUCCCACCCCUUUUACAUCCUCCCCUUCUCCCAAACUUCAAACAAUAUAAAAAUCUUCUGGAAAUCGAAACCACAACCCAACGAGAGAAGAAAGUUCUCCAAUUCUUUGAAUCAGGUACUGUUCCUAGAAUGCCCUUCUCUCAUAAUAUUCCGAGCCCUGAGGUCUUGGCUAAAGGUAAAGGCCUGGCUGGUAUUUUGCCGCCGACCAGUGAGCUCCCAGCUCUGAAAAAAUCCAUUCGAUGCCCAGUUCCUACCUCAGGUGAUCUCUCUGCGGCAGUUAUCCAGCAUAAUGAGCAAAUUAUUAAUGCCGCUGAUAACAUUGUGAUCAUCAGCGCGAACCUUGGUAACUGCAGAUCCCUUGACAAAAUUAAGCGACUAGUAAACCAUCAUCGCUCAGCCCAUAUUUUUUGUAUUAGUGAAUUGUUCAUGGAAAAAGAUGUGGCGCUGGAUAAAUCAAAUUGGCCUAAUGGAUUCCAUAUUCAUGUAGGCAUGCCCUCUCGCGACGGCAAGAAUCAGAUCUUUACAAUGAUCAUUCUACGCAAUAAUAUUACUGUUAAGAGGAUGAUCCCCGAUCUUCAUCAAAACCUGGCGCUUCACAUUGACGUCAAUGGAACUCAACUUCUCGCCUGCUGUAUUUAUAACUUCUGCGGCGGCCGUUAUGAUAACUACAAAACCAAGUACAACGUUGAUGACUCGGCUUUUCUGCUGGACCUCGCCAAGGUUAGUCAAGAAAAGGGUGACUCUCCCUGCUUCAUCACCGGGGACUUCAAUCUCGAACUUGCAAAAAAUAGCCCCAAAUUUGCUCGAAAGUGUGACGCUGUAAAAAAUGCCCUGCGUGAGCUUCGCAACGGCCAUACCCUCGAGUCAGCAAUUGAUCAUUUCUUCCUCUUCUCCGGCAAACUCGACCUCACCAAAGCUCUCUCCAAACCUGGUGAUCACAGAACAAGUCUUCAAUCUGACGGACACGUCGGCCUAGUUACCGUACUUCCCAUCCGCCCCCCAAACGUGCCUGAGCGCCCGCUUGAGCUCACCCUGUCAUCCUCGUCUCUGCUGUGCAAUGAGACGAACUGCCGCUGCGACCACGGAGCUCCACGUGAGUCCUGUAUCACCGAAGCAGGAGCGUUUACCUUGUAUGCGGACGAUGUGGCAGCCGCGGUGUUUGGAGCCGACAUCAACGAUGUCAACGCUGGCAUUGCGAGUACUGCUGAGGGCGCCGCUGAUCGAAUCGAGAGCCUGGGGCUUAGAGUUGCUGAUCAGAAGACUGAAGUACUCUUAAUAAGUAAGUCCGACCAUCUCCCCAACAUUAACAUCAGAGGCCAAGCCAUCCCUGUUUCCAACUCCCUUAAAUACCUCGGCGUAACCCUUGCAUCCGUAAAUGGCAAGUUGUCCCUUAACAAUCAUGACAAGAUUAUCACGUGCAGGUUGCGGAGCAAUCAUCACAAGCUAGCCACUCUAAGAGGCGUCGUCAGUCCAAAAGCAAAUGCCCAAAUGGCCCGAGGCCUAAACUACGGAAUCAUAAAUCACACUGCAGACUAUAGGCCUAUCCCGCCGCAAUCCACAGUGAACACAUGGCAGCGUAUUCACUGUAACUCGCUGUUGGGUCGUACACCUCGGCCUUGGUACAUCAUUGAGAUGCAACGUAAAAUGGAAGAGGAACAGCUCUCUUCCUCGUCCGCAUCACAAAAGCCUACCCUUAAUCUCCCCAUUGACUUCAUCAGGCUCGAGUACGGCAAGCCUGUAGCUGAUGAUGACCUCAUUGUCCUGGACAGAUACGGUCAACCCACUGUUCUCGACAAUAUGGUCACAAUGGGGGUUAAUAAUAUGCAUAAAGUCUGGAAACUGCAUCUCCCGGUCUGUGCAUGGGAAUCGCUUAAGCUCUCCUUGAUCCUAGUUGACCGCAAGGGAAACAGGGUCGGUGUGCUUCCGGACUUCGAAGUCAACUUCCUCGGCCAACGACUUCAAAUGGUGAUGGAUGAUGUUGAUCCCGGCUACGCAGUCGAGUAUGUGCUGUACGAUAUAAAAACUGGCUCAUACAAGGCUAUUACUCAUAUCGAGAUUCAGUCACCAUCCUUCAUCGCUGGCCGAAAUGUCCAUAUGGCUAUUACAACAGCUAUAGCAAACACUUCGGCUAUGAUAAGAACAACUUUCUCGUAUGGCUUGGCGUCAAACAGCAGCUACCAAGCCCUGCCACUCGGGCGAAAAUUCGUUCUGCUCGACAGGCAUGGGAAAACAUCGCGACUGCUCGGAAUUCAGCCUGGAAGUUGGAUGUUCGCUGCUCACUCUCCAUCGCUGAGAUCAAUGAGGCCAAUCCUUCUUCCUUCCCGAGCGACAUGCUAUUCGAAUCGUCAGAGCCACAUCUGGACGCUCGAAUUAAAAGCUGCCAGCAUCGCCCUCUACGGUGACUUCUUCAUUCUCCCAACCGCAGGAGCUGCAGUUAUUCUCAAGGACAAGAAGGGAACUGCGGGCGCCUGGAUCAACAUCAGGACGGUUGAGCUGCUCCAGAGAUCAAAUGAUGCCAUGAAUGCUCUCCCAUCAGUUCUCAUGAAGCUAUCCCACUACUACACGGUUCUUCGAGCUUUUCGUCAAACUGGGCUCUUCAGCAAUCUCGACUCAAACGAGCAAAUCGCCUCCAUCGCAGUAAAUCUCUGCUCUCAGCCCUGCAAGAGUGAGAUUGCUGUCCUCAAGACUGAUAUCGUCUCCUUGAUUCACAAGUUCGGCUGUGGGGAUGAACACACCGACAUCUUUGAUUAUGCCCACGGAAAAUCACUACCACACUCUGCGUUCUUAGGGAUCAAUAAGGGCAUACUCGAGCAAGACCUUAUCGAAAUUACUCAAUUUGAGUGGAAUAUGAUGGAGGAGGUUGCAUCAUCAUCCUUCGGUCACUCGUUGUCCACGCUCCUGAACAAAAUGGCCGCGCACGUCUCAUCCUCCAUGUGCAACUUCUGCUCCACGCUUAAGGACGUCGUGGAUUCCCGGGACGCUGGUGCCUCCAAUGCUGAUCUGGAAAACCGUGCCGCUAAUGCUCAGAAGAUCUUAAUUGCCUUCAUAAACAAGCUCAAAGCCAUCAGCACAAACCGUAAGUCUGGUGAAUCUAGGCGGAUGACCGAAAGCCUCUACUCCUUCAUCCCCGCCGGUGAGGAAUCUAGGAUGAUCCGCCACCUUCUUGAGCACCAUGCUUGUCUAAUUCAAGCCACUGGCUUUCUAAAAACGCGUCCCACUCGUCCAGCGCUUCAUGUGCUUUGGAGAUCAAGAGCUCUCACGAUCCUCGUCGUCAACGAUUGCUGUAAGCUUCUCAAACUACUUGUAGCUGAGAUGGCUCGCAUCACGGGUCCGGGAAACCCCUCCGUCGUUGAUCCCGAGCUGAAGGAUCACUGCACUCUCGCAAUGACUCUUCUGAGCAUCGUAGCGAAAACAAAAUCCAAAUUGGAGACCAAUGGUGGCAAUGCGUUUUCGAAAGCCCUGGCAAAAGUGGAGCUGGCCAUUAACACCACUUUAUUGAAAGCCUCUCCCUCUUUCACCAUUUCGCGAGAAAAAGCCCGUGCGAUCACACGUCCGGCCAAGAAUCUCUGUCCAGUUCAGAGCAUUGAAAAAGCGGAUCAAGCUGAGCUUGACCGCUUCCCAUCACUCAUUGACCCAGAACUUUCCAUCAUAAAAGCUAUGGCUGAAGCGCAGCUUCAACUCCUAACUAAUAUCUUCCAAGGAUCUAUCACCACCUCCGGUAGCGAUGUCAUCGACCGAGGCUGCCCGCUUCUUUCCAUGACUACUCUAAACGACUCCUCAUCUCUUCCCUCGGGUGAAGAAGCCAACCUUGCGCUUGUGGAGUCAAUCCACUCGCUUCGUCUUCGCGCCCUGGUUGAUUCUCGCAAGAGGCGAGGUGAUUUUCUCGGCCGGCCUACUCGUUAUGGACUAUCCGACCGAAUAAUGGCAUCAACUCCAGCUGGUGCGGUCGGUGAGGAGAUCUUGCAUCCCAAUCACACUUACGAGACCGUGUACGCAGCGACUGCUGUUGUAGAGCCUGCAAUCAUCCGACUGGAUGAUGAUGAAGAGCCAUCCUCCUCUGGCAUGAAGCUUCGCUCAGCAAAAUAA